Messenger RNA from Podarcis lilfordi (Lilford's wall lizard), 10153 nucleotides. The record is from the annotation of a GenBank genome assembly. Lineage: Eukaryota; Metazoa; Chordata; Lepidosauria; Squamata; Lacertidae.
AUGGCCUCCCUUGCAAGCGUCCAGAAUUUGGAGAAUGCUGACGGUGUCGCCGCCGCUUCUUCUCUCCUGGAGGAGAAGCCCAAAAGCAAAGGGUUUUUCCAACUUGGCUCCUUCUUCCAUUCCCGGAACGAGAAGUACGUCAUCGCCAGGAGCGAAAGCGUCCCGGAGGAGAACGUUUUGAAGAUCACCAUCACUGAAACCACUGUCAUUGAGUCGGACCUGGGCAUCUGGAACUCCCAUGCACUCAUCUACCUCACCUUGUGGUUUUUCUUCAGCUUUUGCACACUUUUUCUUAACAAGUACAUCCUUUCGUUGCUGGAAGGGGAGCCGAGCAUGCUGGGUAACUACUUCUUCUUUCAGGGGGUCAAACCAGACGACCUUUUGGGUUCCUUCCUGCUCUACAAUGCAGGCGUCUCUCAACUUAACUCAGGGGUUACAUUCCAGGGAUAGGGCACAAAGCCACAACCACAUAUGGUCAAAACACUUUAGGUCCCAUGGCAGGUGGGAUUGCUAAACUCUUUUUUCUCAGACGCCCACCCUGUCUCUCCCCCCCCUUUUAUUUUAAUAUUUGUCCAGCUGAAUGCACCCAAGUUAAAUGCAUGUAAGUUGCAAGCUACCUCUUCUACGAUCCUAUGGCUCUGUGAAAAUGGUCUAAGGAACCUUUGGCCUUCCAGAUGUUGCCAAGCUACAGCUCCCAUCAUCCUGAGGGUUGCAGUUCAGCAGCAUCUGGAGGGCAAAAUAUUCCCCACACCUUGUAUACACAGUUUUGGGCAGGGUGGGGAAGCUCCAGAUCUUGCCACACUACAACUCCCAUCAUCCCUGACUGUUGGCCAUGCCGACUGGGGCUGAGGGACUCCUUCAGCAUCUGUGGGGACACCAGUUCCCCAUCCCUGGUGUACAAAAUGGGUUGGAUCUAGACAAAGUUAGUAACUUUUUACUCCCUUUGAAACCAACGGGCCUGGAGUUAGAGCAGGCCUGCUCACUUGAUGUCCAUGGUACUACUACAGCCUGACUUAACAUAGUUUGGAGCAAACCUUUAUGCAUGUGUUUGUGUGUGUUGUUCUUUUAAGUGCCAAGCUGACGGUUUCAACCAGUAUACAUGGUUUAUUUGUGUGUGUUUGAGUAACAGUGGGAUAUAUAUCUUGAGCUGUAUCCAGACAACAGCCCAUCUGCACUAUAUAUUUAAAGCAGCAUUUAAACAUUCAUGGCCUCCCCCAGAGAAUCCUGGGAGCUGUAGUUCGUUAAGGGUGCUGAGAGACAUUGAAGAGGCCCCAGUUCCCCUCACAGGGCUACAAUUCCCAGAAUUCCCUGGGAAGAAGCCUUGAUGAUUAAACCGCUCUAGGAACUGAAGCUCUGUGAGUCUCCCCCAGCCCUACAUGGAGAUGCCUGGGAUUGAAUGUGGGGCCUUUUGCAUGAGAAGUAGAUGCUGUGCUACUGAGCCCUCCCCACCAAAACAGUAAGAUGAGACCCAGGGUCUAUGGGGUGUUUGAAAGUUCAAGCCCCAUAUUUAUCAUAGAGCAUAACCAAGCCUUCCAUGCAGGUUUUUUGAAUGGGAGGGAGAGCAACAGGGGGAGGUAAGGAUCUGUCUCAUUCUGGCUCUGAUCCUCCCAGGCGCCGUUCAGAUGCUGUCUACCACUUUCAUCGGCUGUGUCAAAAUGUUCGUCCCUUGCUGCCUCUACCAACACAAGACCCGCGUCUCAUACCCUCCCAACUUCCUCAUGAUCAUGUUGUUUGUCGGGCUGAUGAGGUAAGAAGUGGCUAGAAAUCUUUCUAAGGCAGGGAUGGGGAAACCACCAUUCCUUUUCCCAGUGUCUAAAAAGGAGGUGGAAUCUUUCAUCAGUAAUAAAAAAAUGCAAUAAUCAAAAGGUCACACAUACUCUUUCAGCUCAGAUCUUGUAUCUGGGCCUCUGUUUCAAUGCAAAGGAGAAUGUCCACCUGAGCAGCAAGAAUGGGGAUUUUUUUGUUGUUGUUUUUAAUCCUAAAGGCCAUAUUCACUUAUGGGCAACAUUCUGAGGGCCUCAUGCUAAGGGUGGAUGCGGCCAGAAGUUUAAAAAAAAAAGUGGCCAGGGCAACACAUGUAAAUUUUUACCUUUCCCCACUAAGCUAGGUUCCAUACACACACACACACACACACACACACACACACACACACACACUAUCCUCCAUCCAGGCAACAAAAAAGGCAUUAUGAAUUAAGAGAGUUCAAAGACAUAAUCUGGCCAGGCAAAAAUGCUUGAAGAGAGUUCUGAGGGCCAGAUAGAGAGGACUGGAGGGCCACAUUUGGCCUGCAAGACUGAGGUUGCUGACCCCUAAGGAGAGGUGUGCUUGUCAUUUAUUUAUUUGUUCAUAAAUAUAUAUAUAUAUGAAAUAAUGUGGCUACUUUAUCUCUCGCAUUGGAAUGAACAGAUUCGAGUCUGCUUCACUUUUGCAUGUGUUCAUUUGUCAGUCUGUGAAUUUCUUUUUAAAAUUGCAUGAGAAUCCAUACUUCAAUCCCUAUUUAAAUAUGUCAUUCUGAAUAUAUUUUCUCAAAAAUUUGCCUUUCUAAAGAUACAUUUCCUCCUGAAAGUGUGCAUAUCUAAACAUGUUGUAAGCAGCUGAGAAUGGGUGUUUUGCUUUUAUAAACACACAGACAGAAACAAAACAAAACAAAACUUUGUUACCCCUCUUCUCUUUUCAGGUUUGCAACUGUGGUCUUGGGCCUAGUCAGUCUGAAGAACGUAGCGGUCUCCUUUGCUGAGACAGUGAAAAGCUCCGCCCCCAUUUUUACUGUCAUCAUGUCCCGAAUGAUUUUAGGAGAGUACACAGGUAAGUCUUGCUGAAACUUAGGCCGCAUCUACACUAUCCAUUUAAAGCUGUAUCACGUCACUUUAAACAGUAAUGGCUUCCUCCAAAGCAUCCUGGGAACUCUGUUAAGGGUGCUGAGAGGUGUUAAGAUAUAGCUGUCAACGUUUCCCCUUUUUAAAGGGAAAUUCCCUUAUUCCAAAUAGGAUUCCUCACAAGAAAAGGGAAAAGUUGACAGCUAUGUGUUAAGAGCCCCCAUUCCCCUCAUACAGCUACAACUCUCAGAGUUCCCUGGGAGCAGGGAAUUGUCUGUUACACCACUCUGGAAAUGGUAGCUCUUGCGAAGCCCCUUGCAUGGUGCUAGGCGAGAAAGGAUCGCCUGCUGUCUUUGGGAUAUGCCCACCUGUCAAACUUUGCCCAGGUGGAACCAGCAGGGGACAAGGGGAGAUAAGGCUCCAGACCACCAGCCAAAUCCACUUGCAAGCCAGGCCGUUGGGGCGGCAAAUCCUACGUGUGGCGAAGGGCUCCCUUCUGUUUGUCCUGAUCUGUCCAUCCUAAAUCUCAACAGGUCAGCCCAAUCUCUGGUCCCUGAGCUUACAUAACCAUGACCCAAAUGCUAAGCAGCUUUGGAAAUAUUGCUUUUAAAAAUGCUGUGGGGUUUUUUUUAACCUGCUUUUGUUUGGAUCUGUUUUUCCCCUCUUUGUCUCCUUCCCCCUCCCUCUCUGAUCAACCCCUUCCCCCUACAAAGGAUUGCUUGUAAACCUGUCUCUUCUCCCAGUCAUGGGAGGGCUCGCUUUGUGCACUGCGACAGAGCUGAGCUUCAACGUCCUAGGCUUCUCGGCAGCUUUGUCUACAAACAUCAUGGACUGGUAAGUACCGUAUUUUUCCAUGUAUAACACGUCCCCAUAUAUAAGACAACCCCUAUUUUUUAGGACCACAAAAAAUAAUAAUUGGGGGUGGGGGGGAUUGCCCAAAUCGCCACUGCCAAUCUCCUGCUGGCUGCUGCCACCAAUCGCUCGUCCCCCCUCUGCUAUCCGUGUAUAAGAUGACCCGCAAUUAUGGCCUGUUAUUUCUAAGGAAAAUAUAGAGUCUUAUACAUGGGAAAAUACGGUAUAUUGGAGACUGCAGACAGAAGUGUGUGGGAUGAGUGUGUGUGUAUACAAGAAAGAGAGAGAGACAGACAGGCAGACCGAGAGAGAGAGAUAGACAGUGUUUCCUGUGGCUGUUAAUGUGCAUAUGUCUGUGUGUGUGUAGUAGAUAUAGAUAUGAAUCACAGGUGUUUUAUAUGAGUUAUAGGGGCUGGACCAGAGGACCUUUUAGGCCCCUUUCAACUCUUAACAGUUCUAUAAUUCCAUUAAUUCUGUUCAUUGUAUGCAGGCAUCCCCCACAUUUACACGACGGGAGUUACGUUCCAGGCCCCCUGCGUGCCUAGAAAGUGGAAUCGUGUAAAGUGGGGAGCACCCCACUUGAAUAGGGAGGGCACAUGGGGAGGAGAGAGAGAGACUCACACUGGAAAUUGCUUGCGGCCACUGCCCGGCCUGCACCGAACCUGCCUGCCUCCCCGAGGGCAGCCAGGGCACACGGCGGCUGUGGCUGGCCACGGAGGGGGAGGGCCAGGAAAGGUGCCCAGCGAAACUGGUGCCAGGAUGCAUCUGCAUGGCAGAGGCAGAGAAAAGGUGCCCCCGCCCCGUGCCACUGAUUGAUCAAAGCCUGCCCUCCCUCACUCCAGCAGCAGCCCCGAGUGACUUCCAGGCAGGAGCCCUGAGCGAGGGAAGGCCCAUAUAUUCAUUUAGUUAUUUAUUUCACGGCAUGUGAAAUAGUCAUGCGUGAGUGGGGUGUGCAUAAGUGGAGGGGGGUGCACCUGUAAUGUAUUUCUGUUUCUGUUCCUAAAUUUAUUUAUCUGCUUACUGCAUUUAUAUCCUACCUUCCCACAAAAGGGGCUCAAUGUGGCUUACAUAGUUUUCCUUGCAACAGCCCUAUGAGGUAGGUUAGGCUGAGAAUUAGCGGCAGGCCUCAGGCCACCCUGAGUUGUGCAACUCGGUCGGAGACCUUUGUGUAGCAGCAAGUCUAAUAAAUAAUAAUAAUCAUUCCACGCACACACACAGAUAUGCCUGCACGCACACACAAACCAUGUUGCUUCUCAUAAACAAACGUGCGGUUUCCUCCCCCCUUGCAGCUUGCAGAACGUUUUCUCCAAAAAACUGCUCAGCGGAGACAAGUAUCGCUUCUCGUAAGUACCUGUCGUAUUUCGGAAACCAAAAACCCCUCCGCGUUGAUGAACCGUUGGCGAGUCCUUCUUGUUUAGCCAGCUCCCUCAGAGGACAGCAGCCAGUUUAGGAGGACUCUCAGAGCCGUCCUAAAUCCAUCUCUUUCUUCACAGAGGUCUUGGCAAGUUCCUUGGCUCCUAGCAUGUGAGAGGGCUGGGACUCUUCUCAACGUUUGGGUUACUGCGAGGGCUUUCCAUGUGAUGCCCUGCAGGUGCCGUUGGACUCCAACUCGCAUCAGCCCAAGCCAGCACGGAUUAUUGAGGAUUAGACAAAAUCAGGGAGGAGAAGGCUAUCCGUGGCUGCUAAUAAUAAUAAAAAAAAUAAAAUUUUAUUUAUAUCCCACCCUCCCCAGCCGAAGCCGGGCUCAGAGCUGCUAACAACAAUAAACACAGCAUUCUAAAAUCAAUUCAUUCUAAAAUCAAUUCAAAUCAAAUUCAUGGCAACCAUUGGGCUAGAGUUCUGUGAGGAUUGCCAAAGGAGGGGGUCAGACUGUGCCUUGGCCAAAGGCCUGGUGGAACAGCUCUGUCUUGCAGGCUAUGCAGAAAGAUGUCAAGUCCCGCAGGGCCCUAGUCUCUUGUGACAGAGCGUUCCACCAAAUCAGCAAUGACUCUGUUCUGCUUUCACUUUCGAAUGCCUCUGAAUCGGCUGGGAAUCAGUAGUGGCGAGAGUUGCUCUUGUGCUCAGUUCCUGCCAUUGGGUUUCCUCAGAGGCAUCUGGUUGGCCACUGUGAUAACAGAAUGCUGGACCAGAUGGGCCACUUGGCCUGACACUGCAGCUUCUUCCCCCCUCUUUAUCUCUCACGCUUUUGACCAACAUCUGUGUUUUUUCUGGACUGAGCUGCCUGUUACAGGACAAAGGGCCUUUUGGUUCUCCGCCCAGGGCCAUUCAAGCUUCCCCUGACCUCUGAUUUACUGGACGUGAUCAGAUAAGCCUGCAAAGCAGGCUGUAGCUGCCCUCUGAAAGAAGCUUGCUUGUUCCUGUGUUGAAUUUUGUUUCAUUUAGCAGGAUUUGUAUCUAAAAGAAUUAAGCAGGUCUCUAAGCCUGGGGUGUGGAAUUUCCAGCCCAUGACCUAAACGGGGCCUAGUAAGGGUCUCAGUUUGGCACCCAAGGCUAUUUCCCCUAAGCGUGUCCACCUGACAUCAUAUAUGAGGCAGGGAGAGACAAAUCUGGAUUGGCUGCACGACACUUUUCCAUGUGGGAAGCUUGGUCACUCAUUCAAUCCCCUCUGAAAGCAGGCUCCAAAGGCAUCCCGUUUUCAGAGUGAUCGACAAUCUAUUUCCUCUCAUAGAGCUGAAAUUCCCAGAGUGUCUCCAGGGAACUCUGGGAACUGUACCACUUUUAACAGUGAUGGCUUUCCCUGAAGAAUCCUGGGAACUGUAGUUUGUUAAGGGGUGCUGAGAGUUCUUAAGAGGCCUGUUCCCCUCCCAGAGCAACAAUUCCCAGAAUUCCCUGGGAAGUGCCACUCUGGAAAUGGGGGGACGGAUAGGAGUCUCCUAUCAACUCUCUGCUCCCAUAAAAAAUUACAGCCCCCUGGAUUCUUUGGGGGGAGCCAUGACUGUUAAAUUGGCAUGAUGCUACUGUAAAUAGUGCAGUGGGAGCGUUUUGUAUGUGUUGAUGCCCAGCAUGAGCCAUUCACCUUCCAUGCAUUUAAAGCACAUUCCCCACCCCCUCAAAAAGUAUCCUGGGAACUGUAGUUUAUUCAUACGGAACUACAAUUCCCAGCACCUUUAACUAACCACACUUCACGCUUUAAAAGUAUGAUGGGUAAGGAACCAUACGUAUGGACCACUGCUGUGGGUAACCCUUCAUCGCUCUGUCACAGCCGGUUUUGUUGUGCUUUUAAAUAUCAUCUCCAGUUUCAGCAGUGUAUUGAGUUUGGGUGUCUCCCGUUUCGUCCUUCUGACUGUUAUUUCCAUUGCAGCCCAUGCAAAAUGCUAAUUUCACUUGAUUAAUUCUCCCCAACCAACACCAUUUCCAUAGCGCUCCUGAGCUUCAGUUCUACACCAGUGCAGCCGCAGUGAUCAUGCUGAUUCCAGCUUGGAUCUUUUUCAUGGUGAGAUUUUUUGUGCAUUCUUCCCCCUCCAACCCCGCUAUAAACGAAGAGUCCUGCUCCAUUUUCAAAGCACCCAAAUUCAAAUCUUGCCUCUGUUACUAAGCAGCCGUAAACAAGCUAGGGUCCCCCGGCCUCUACUUGCCUCCUCCAGAUCAGCAGUAUGGGAAGAAGAAUGCCAGCUUGUAUUACAGUGGUACCUCAGGUUACAUACGCUUCAGGUUACAGACUCUGCUAACCAAAAAUAGUGCUUCAGGUUAAGAACUUUGCUUCAGGAUGAGAACAGAAAUCGUGCUCCAGUGGCGUGGCAGCAGCAGGAGGCCCUGCUAGCUAAAGUGGUGCUUCAGGUUAAGGACAGUUUCAGGUUAAGUACGGACCUCCGGAACUAAUUAAGUACUUAACCUGAGGUACCACUGUAGGCUGCUGUGGGGAUUAUACUAACAUGCUGUACGUGAAGGGCUCGCCAUAAAGCAUAAAGCUUUAUCGCCAUAAAGCAAGGAUGGGGAGGGAACCUGUGGACUCUGACUUCUAGCAAUGAAGGGCCAGAGCUUAAUGACAGAGCAUCGGCUUGGCAUGCAGAAGGUGCCAGGUUCAAUCCCUGGCCUCUCCAGGUAGGGCUGGGUGAGAUCCAUGUCUGAAAUCCCGGAGAGCUGCUGCCAGUCAGUGUAGACAGCACUGAGCUAGAUGGAUUAAUGGUCUGACUCCGUACAAGGCAGCUUUGUGUGUUCAUAUGAAACCUUACAGGCGGUGUAUUUUGUCUGCAUCCAUCAGCAGGCCACAAUUUUUCUCCCUGCCGUUCAAAAAGGAAACCGUCUUUGAAACAUCCCUUUGAGAAAUCUGUCCCUAGGAGAAUUAUACAGGAAGCAACUUCACAUAAUGGAAACCAUCUAAAUCUGAAUAAUGUAAGAAAAACGCACAUGAGUGUCCAGAAUCUGAAAACCUGGAGAGCUGCUGCCAACCAGAGUCAAUAAUACUGAGCUUAGGUGAUCAAUGGUCUUACUCAGUACAAGGCAGCUUCCUGUGUUUCCUUACUUUUCAGCGAUCCCUUUUCUGUGCAUUUUAAUGAAGCCUUCACUGCCUCUCAUCUAUCUUCCUCUUUCUUUUCCUUUCCUUUCUUCUUAGGACGUGCCAGUAAUUGGGAGAAGCGGGAAGAGCUUCCAGUACAACCAGGAUGUCGUCGUGCUGCUUCUGAUAGACGGAGUGCUGUUUCAUCUCCAAAGUGUUACAGCCUAUGCCUUGAUGGGGAAGAUUUCCCCUGUGACUUUCAGGUUAAGAAUCCCCCUUGCAUUUUGUCUUGGGUUUUUUUGAAGAAAAGAUUUGUGUGCAUAUAUUUAAACAAUGGAUCUCCUUGCCUUUUUGACCAGAGAUUGGUCUCUUAUGGCGCCUUACACCAGGUGACCACUGGCAGUAGGUUGAGAUCUACCGCCUGGUAGGAGGGUGUGGAGGGUGGCCUUUUCAGUGGUGGCUCCCCGUCUGUGGAAUGCUUGCCCCAGGGAGACCCGCCUGGAGCCAUCCUUGUCUAUCUGCAGAUGCCAGACUAAGGUCUUUGGUUAAUUAACACAGUCUCCCAUGGUGGAGUUCGUAUUUUCGUAGAGUGGGUAGGACUUUGCAACUGGAUGAGUGUUUUAUGGGUUUUGAAAGUUUUAAAAGUUUUCUGGUUCUAAUUUGCUUUAAUUUUGUUGUAGUUUAUCUUGUCAAGUUGCUCUGGCGUUUUGUCUUCAGCAUAAAGUGACUGAUGAAUGUUGUUAAUACCAACAGCGAAGAAUAAUAGGUUGCUGGAUAAUUUGCAGUACAUGGGCAAAGGUUUCCUUAUUUACCUGCUGUUUUAACAAGCAAGAAAGUGGGGUGCAAGAUCUGCCAACGUGGUGCCCGUGGGCACAAUCCUGCUGAUUAGCCCUUCCCUAUAUUGGAAGCUGAAGCUUAACAAUGGUCAUGGAGCAGAAAAGCCAGGGCUAAAACUCCUGAAUGCAAACAUUUAAUUUGGCCCUUGUGGGGGACUGGAGGGGGCAUAGCUCAGUGGUAGAGCAUCUGCUUUGGAAGCAGAAGGUCUCCAGUUCAAUUCCCCAUCGCAUCUCUAGGUAGGUCUCGCAUUGCAUACAACCCCAUGAGUCUCCCCAGAACAUAAUGUAGGCCCCAUACGUUUCAAGCACCACUAUACCACUUUAAACGGUCAUGGCUUCCCCCAAAGGAUCCUGGGAGCUGUAGUUUGCAAAGGGUGCUGUAAGUUGUUAGGAGAGCCCUAUUCUCCUCACAGAACUACACUUCACAGAAUAUCCUGGGAAGGAGGAUUGAUUAAUAAACCACGUUGGGUCAUGCACCUUUGUGAGGGCGAAGAAAGCCAUAAAUGGCUGUAAACUGCUGGGUCUGGCCGAUAAAACUCAGGAGCCAGGAGGAGAUAAGAGUCCCAUGAUUUAUUACUUUACAAGCAAUAGGUUCAGCAGGUAAUCCACAAAAAUCUGAACGUCGUCCUGGGAGGCCAUUUAUAAGUUUCUUACACAAAGGAUUCCAAUUUCUUCCAAUCAUAUGCAUAGAAACAUUUCCCAUUACAUCAUCAUUUUCUUCAAGCGAUAGGCUAUCAAUUUGUGGGACUCCCGGGGUCCCCCCUCAAGGGGAAGGGGGUCUAUUAACAGCUCUCGGCACCUACAGCUCCAGGAUUAUUUGGUGGGGAAAGGCCUGACUGUUGAAAGCAAUGUGAUGGAUUCAGCCCUGCAGUUCUCUGUCUCACCCAGUCUGUUGACAUGCUCUGGGAGCCUAGCUCUGUUUUUCUGACCUUGUUUUUCACUCCAUCUUCCUCUCCAUUUCCAGCGUUGCCAGCACAGUGAAGCACGCCCUGUCCAUCUGGCUGAGCAUCAUCGUGUUUGGCAACAAGAUCACCAGCCUCUCGGCCAUCGGGACUGUCCUGGUGACGAUUGGGGUUCUGCUCUAUAACAAGGCCAAGCAGCACCAGCAAGAGACCAUUCAGAGCCUGGCAGCAGCCUCUCCUCCCCAGGCGUCCCAGAGCUUGAACGAAGACACCGAACCACUGAUUCCCAAGGACUUGAAGCCCUACGAAUGA